AUAAAGUCUAGCAGCUUCAGGAGCACAAGCAGCAGCACCGCGGCCAUGCAGCCAGGAGCGGCUGGGACAGAGAGCUAUUAGGCACGAGCAGUUGCAUUUAUCAAUCAGUUAUAACUCUGCAACAGCUAGCUUGAGCCCUGCCAGCCGCCGACGCCACCAGAGACAGCCAGAGCCCCAGAGCCACCAGAGCUGAAUCAAACAGCGGAUGCGCGGCAGCGAAUAACUGGACGGACUAACUGGUCAUCCCACCGUCCUCAGACAGCCAAGCGAUGCAGCUCGCGCGCACCGCGUCGAUGCGCCCGUUCAGCCGCCGGUCGUCCAAAAAGAAGCAGAAGGACGCCGCCGAGACCGCGCUCGUGGCGGCGUUCGCGCGACUGUGCACCGUCGAGGCCUCGCGAAACGAGCAGAAGCCCCGGUCACUAUUCGAUCUGUCCACGGACGAACCGCGACUCAGUUCGGACUUGUUCGCGAGCUGUGUGCUCGGUGAGUUCGACGGUGGUCUACCGAAAUCGCUCGCGGAAGUUGUGGUGAGGGCCUGCGACAAGGACAAGGACGGCUUGAUAUCAAAAUCUGAAUUCGCGAAGGCCGUAAAAAUCGCGCGACGGGGCGACGCGAAGCAACGGUUAGCUCUGGUCUUUGACGGUUCUAGAGACAAGGACGCGUCUGAAAUUGUAGCCUUGGCGAAGCAGAUCGUGGGAAGAGGCGCCAACGACGCGGAGUUGGCCGAUCGCGUCGCAGCUGCUCUAGGGGAGGCCUUCAAGGGGUCCAGUCGCUUAUCUCGAAAAAAGUUCGACGAGGCCGUGGAUGAGUUACCGGAGGAGGAUCGAGAACGAGCUUCCGAGGCGUGUGCUCGUGUCCUAUGUCCUGCUGCUCGCGGUGAUGGUGUGGUCCCCGCGGUGCGGAAGCGCUCGGACUCGUUCCGGUCGUCGCGGUUUCCGGUCGCGCCCCGCGUGGAAAUCAAAACUGCGCCUGCUCGACGGCGUGAGGUUCCACGCCAUCAGAAACCCAGCUCACUGGUCGAUACACAGGUCGAGCCGGACCCCGAGACGGCUCGAUAUAGACCGGAGCGAGCCGCUGCGGAUAGACUCUGGAGGGUGCUGAGGAAGCGGUCCGCGUCCGGGGCUGUUGAUGCUACUGUAGUAGCAUCAGCAUUACGAGUCGAGGACGUGUCCCAAUUAUUCGGGGACCGGGACGUGCUCCAUCGGAGAGAUUUUGUGGAUACCAUCGCACCUUUGUUAAAACUGUCGUCGAGUGCACCGCUACGAAGCAACGCGCGACGGGCGGCGUUCGUCGAGCCUGGGGAUGCGAGACCCGGCUCCGCGUUGCUGGAGCGCGACGUCUACCAAUCAUUGUCAUCAGAUUCUACACCAGUCACGGGCGACUGCCGCUAUGUCAUCUCCAGAAGAUGGCUAGACGACUGGGAGAGCUACGCGGGCGUGAGUACGGGGCGACCGCGGGGGCCUUCCACUCUCAUUUUUCCGGAGAAGACUUUGGGAUUCACGCUCGGUCUGUCGAAUGGUGCUCUUGUUGUUCGCAGUGUGAAACCGUCCUGUGCACAUAGUAGAACGCUGUCGAUCGGUGCCGCCCUGACGCAUUUGAAUGAUGUGAGGGUGGUCUGUGAGGAUGAAAACGAAUUUACGUCGUUACUUUCAUCAUUAAAACAAGCGGAGCGGCCCCUCAAACUCACCUUUGGGGGUCUCGACGACGCCCUAUCUCCGAGACCGCGACGCGGCGCCGACCGACCGUUCACGAUACGGAACGCGGAUCUCCUCGAAGCCAAGGAGAUCACGGAUUCACCCGAGAGUCCCGCUCGGUUACUGAGGCACUUGCAACAGGGUCGCGACUACGAAUUACUCUCGCAAGACGAGUGGCAGGCGCUAAAAGGAUGGUACGGCGCCGACGCGACGUUACAGCGCUUCUAUGUGGACGACGAGGCGGAGCCUAUGCUCGAAUUGUAUCCCUGUUUUGUCGAUGUGGUCGACGGCGACGACGAAACGGUCCUUACGACGCUGCAGUGUUCGCUGCGCGAUCCUCUACGACGCGUCGCGAGGAAGGUGCGGGAAGCGGUCGAACAACAUCGCGGGACGUCCAUCGUGGCCCACGCUCCUGUGUACCUGCGGACCGCCCAACUCAACGACGAGCGCCGCGUCGACGACGAAGGUUCUGUAACGAGCGAACCGAAACGUCGGUCGAAGUCCCCCGCUCGGUUAGAAGACACGCUGGAGGCGAUCGUAGAAAAUGAAGAUCGCGCGUGGGCGCGCGUCGACGACGACGAGAAGCGGAAAUCCCCGAGGAAGAGUAGACGACGCUACCGCUUCUGGCCCUCGUCGUCGUCGAAGAAGGACGACAACGGCGAAGCGCGAGGCUUGUGCAAUUUAGGUAAUACGUGCUACAUGAACGCUACUCUGCAAGCGCUCGCCGCCGCGCCACCUCUGAGAACUUAUUUCGCGUCCGGCGAGUACGCCUUCGACCUCAAUACCGAAUCAAAAUACAGCCCGAAAGGUGUCUUAGCCGCUGCUUUUGGGGACCUCGUGAGCGCUUUACAGGAAAAGAAAGGUGGGGCGUUCCGACCGAACCGGUUCCGGCGCGUCGUCGGUAGGUACGACGCGACGUUCGCGGGCUACCGCCAGCAGGACGCCUUUGAAUUUCUCGCUAAAUUAGUGGAGGGCCUCGGCGACGACCUGAGCGGCCGCGGGAGUGAGUCGAAGCCGUACUACGAGAAUCCUCAGCUCGUGAACUCGGAAUGUGAUAUCGAUGCCGUGAUUUCAUCAGAUGACCCAUCACUACGUAAAGCAGCUUCCGUGGAGGAGACGGAGGCACUCAUAGCUGCGAAGUGCUUGGAACAUGAGAGGUUACGACAUGAUCACUUCGUAUCGUACUCGUUGCUAGGCCAGACUCGCUAUCAACUGGAGUGUGAAAAAACGAAUGAAUCCUUAGUGUGCUACGAGCAGUGGACGGCACUCACUGUUAAUUUACCCCAUGGGCAACCUCGACUCGACGUCUUUUGUCGAGUGUCCUUCGCGGCGAACCGCGCCUGGCCUAUUGAUGUGCGCGUGGAGUUGCAACAGAAGCAGCACGCCGUCAUUGGGGACGUGUUGGAUGCCCUAGCUAAUCUAGAGGACCUUGCCGAGAACAAAUUAGAGCGGUCGCGAUUGGUCGCGUGUCGCAUCGAUGACGACGACCCGGCCUUGAUAGAAGCGAUUCUCGAUGACGGCGAUGCCUUGGAUCAAGCUUUAAGAAGGGGCGCGCCGGGCGUGAGACUGGUCAUUUACGAGGUUGCUGAUGUCGAAGAUGCUAUUCCAGCAAGGUGUGCGCGGGCGGCGUCUCCCGCAACUUCCGAGGAUCUGACGGCACGCGGGUCGUCGGAAGACCUCGAAGCAUCCAUCGAUCCGGACCAGCGGUGCGUCGUGCGCGUGUCGUUGCGAGCUUUAGUUGACAUGAGUGAGGAGGACGGGCUCUACUUUCUGUCGUCGGCGACGCCCGAGUUGCUCGGGGCGCCCUUCGCCGUGCGGUUGUCUCGUCGAGCGUCCUCUUGUAAGCUCUACGAGGCGGUCUGGAGUCAUAUCAAGAGGUACCUAGCAGACGUCCCGGACGAGGUCGAGGGGCGACGAAGGUACCCCUUUUUGUUGAGACGGUGUUUGAGCACGGACGAGGAUCCGGUCGUGCCGCCGCGACGAGACAGGAGGUGUGGUGAAAUAAUCACGGAGGAGGACGAUGCGAGUGUAGAGAUCCCGUUCCCCGAGCUGCGAGACGGCGAGCUCUUCGUGGCCGAUCUAGCGGAUGCGGCGCGCGAUCGCUUCGCGAAGGGUGACAGAGUAGUGUCCUACGCCCGCUCCCACGCGAGCAUGGAGGGCGAGGACGCCACGAGCGCGUUGCGCGACGACGCGGACCGCGGCGACAACUCGUCGCUCAAAGACUGCUUUAGAGUAGCGUUGGGCGCCCAGGACGUGCAACGACGAUCGCAGAAGACAGAAAAAGAUGAAACUUGGCGCGGGUCUCGUACGUUAUGUGCCUUACCACCUGUCUUGGUGGUGCACCUCAAACGCUUCGGCGAGACCGGUGGUGGGAGACGAGUUAAACGUACAGCUAGGGUCGACUUUCCCCUGGAUGACUUGGAUCUCGGAGCUUUUUCAGGAUCGCACCUGCAGGACGAGGAGGCGUGUGUGUAUGACUUAGUUGCUACCGUUGAUCAUUUAGGAGGCUUAAAUGGGGGCCACUACACGGCGGCGUGUCGCGUGACGCGAGACGGCGUCUGUGCGCGGGGCGACGCGUGGGUACGGUGUGACGACCGGUGCGUAUCGCCCUUAGAUGCUGACAAAGUCGUAGCUCCGUCGGCCUACGUCUUGGUUUAUUUGCGACGCGGGGCUUCUCCGGAGUUGAUUCGAGAGGCGUUACCACGUAGGGAGGAGGAUUCGGUUGACGUGUCCGCCUUGUUGGCUGGUGUCACUAAAUCAAGACGGUCUCGCUCUACUUCUGCCCGGCCCGUGAAGCCGGAGGAGCCCUCUACAGAAGACGUGAAGCCGAUCACGCUCAAACGGCGAUUAUUAAACACCAUGGGCUUCACGAAGACGCCGCGGGAGCGGUCGUCGUCCGAGGACUCUAAGUCCGAACCGGUGGAGGCCGUCGUCGUCCCGGCAUCUGACGCCGUGGAGGGCGUCGUCGUCGGCGAUGAGCCCCCUCCGCUGACUUCUCUGGAGGCAUAACUUUUGUAUAUUUA
Molecule: messenger RNA, 4717 nt
Organism: Pelagomonas calceolata
Lineage: Eukaryota; Pelagophyceae; Pelagomonadales; Pelagomonadaceae
Source: the annotation of a GenBank genome assembly